UGCGGUGAGUAGCCCUGCCCAACCCUCGGCCUGAACGGCGUUGCAGUUAGGUUAGGGUUCGGUGUUAGCGUAAAAGUGACAUUCUCUAUGCAAAACGAUAUAUUUUUGCGAAUAUUUGGGGUUUAUUUGUUGUCGAGAAACGUUUCGGUUAUCAGAUCUGGACAAAAAUGUCUGCAGGCAUCCCUGAAAUAAAAAUCACACUCUGGUCUUACUAACAACUGCGGUAGCGUUUGGUUCUGUGGUGUGAUCUGCUGUUUUCAGCUUCCUGUGCAGACGCUUUCUGGUUAGAAUACUGAAUGCUCCUAAAAUGACCAAUAAAAGCCCACACUAGAAUAAUCCCCUAGAAAUUUUCCACGUAUUUGGAUCUUUUCUGCUUUCAUGCAUACUUAAAUCAUGAGCUGUGGGAAGGAGUUUGUGGGAAUUCUUAAGAAAAUUGGGUAUCCAAAAGCCAGUGAGCUCAAUGGGGAAGAUUUCGACUGGCUGUUUGAGUCUUCAGAAGACAAAUCAUUUCUGGAGUGGUUUUGUGGGAGUGUCAAUGAGCAGCACGUCGUAUCUGAAGAAGAACUACAAGAUUUCAAUCAUCUUCUGGAGUCUGGAAGGCCCAUUUUAGAAGGAAACGCAUUGGAUGAAGUCCUUAAAACCUGUAAGCCAUCAGAUUCAGGGCACAGCAGCCAAGUGGAGGAGGAGGAACUGAAGAGAUUGGAGGAUGAGUUCCAAAGUCUUCAGAAAAUGAGAAAUCUCACAGUCCAUCGGUACAAUAAGCUUCAGCUGAUGAUUUCUGAGAACAGCAGCACGUUACAGACGCUAAAAGUCAAAGAGGAAGAAGCACAGAAAGACGUGAAAGAAGGUCUGGAACUGUUCAAUUCGGCAAUGAAUAAGUUUAAUGCUGAGCUGCUGUCUCUUGUGGAUAGAGCUAAGAAACUGGUCUCAAUCUUCACUGCUUCAGAACAAGGAUCAGAUUUACAGCCAGUGCUUUUUUCCCAGCUUUCCUUGGCCAAGUAUUUGGCUGAGGAAGAGCAGUGCACUGCAGCACUUGACUCGUAUGCAAAAAGACAUUUAUAUCAGGAUAGGGCAGAAUUGGCUGAAAACGUGCACAAAGACAACGCUGAGCGUGUGGACAUCAGCAAACGUGGGACUGCUGGAGCUUGUGGGAAGAGUCAGGAGAUUGCCAGCCUCCAGGCAGCCUACAUCUGUGCUCAGCGUCAGCUCAUUGAAUUGCAGGCUGAAGAGCAGAGCUUGAAUUCAGCCAUAGAGUGUGCGGUGAACAUGCUGCCAUCCCUGCAGAGCAAGGGUACCGGAAAGGAAGAAAACAUCGAGGCUGAAAUAUCUAGUUUAAAUGAUGAAGUCUCUACCAUUAAGCAGCAGAUCGCUCAAAUAAACAAUGAAGAUCUGCCUUCUCUUCUGAAAGAGCGUGCACAGCUGUUCACUGCCCCCGUGCUCAUGGCAGCCCUGGAUCAUGAGAUUGCUCAGCAGCACCGUUUUGCUGCUAAACGGGAUGAAAUCUGCAGCCAUCUGAUAAGACAGAAAGCGUCGUUUGAACUUAUUCAGCUGGCCUAUGACAUUGAAUUGAAGAAACACAAAGAUAUCCGCUGUCAGCUCGAGGAUUUGAUAGAAUCUCUGCAACAGAGCAGUAAUGAGAUGCAACAGAGACUAGAGGCCUUAUCUAAGGAAACUAAACCUGAAAAGCCAAGGAACGCUAUUAGUUCAAAGGAUGAAUUCGCUUGUAGGCUUUACCAGCUUUUAGAAGGAGAAAACAAAAAACAGCUGUUUAAAACAUACACAAACCUGGAACAGAUGGCUCAGAAGUUAAAUGAGGAUUGUGUGACAGCACAAGACCAGCUAGCAGCAUCUUCCCAGGAGCAGACUCUCUUGUUGUCCAAACUGGACAGUGAUGUAAAUGCUCUUCGUGAUUCUCUGUACUGUGGAAGAAAUCGGCCUCUACUCACUAGUCGGGAACUUACUGAGCAGUUUCAUCAACUGGAAGGUGAUUUAAGUAAACUAAAUCAACUCAUUGUAGAUCUUACUGCUGAUUUGAAGUCAAAGAGAAACUUCUUGGCAUCCGAUAAGCUGCGUCAGAUGGAAAGGAACUUGUAUGUGUAUUUCUUCAAAGAUCAGAACCACUUGAAAGAGAUGGUGGAGAAGCUUGAACAGCAGGCAGAGGCUACAGCCAGUGGUCUGGAAGAUGAAAAUUUCACCCCCAGUGAAUUCCUUAAUAUUGAAAAAAAAAGUUAAUGUAUAAACAAUCUACAAGUUUCUGGAAUGAUAAGUAUUAGCUUAUCAAGGUGAACAUUUAUCUAUCACUGCUGUGUAUGUUUAGCUGCCACAGUUACCAUGUUUGGAUUAGAUGCUGCUUCAUGGCUGUGGCGUUUGGUCAUUCGGUUCAAGUUCUUCAAUAUUAAUUAAACAUAAGUUGCUUUAAUGAACUGUAUAAAGACUUCUCUUUUACUACCCUGCGUGUUGAUUUCCACUGUGUACAGCAUAGUGCAAAGGAAUGCUUCAAACCCUUGAGAUUGGUUUUCUUUCAUGGUAAGAAACUUUCAGUACAUGAAGAGGGAUUCCAGAUUUCAGAACAUAAAUGGUAAUUUGCUUCCUUCUGUAGAGGAAAGUCCUCCAAGGAAGAAAUCAUAUGAUCCUGCUUUACAGUUCCUCUGAGAUUUGUUUUUAUUAUAUGGAAAUGUAUUGAAAUAUACAAGAAUCUGUUUGAAGUACUGAGACCAUCAUUGUCUUGACCACCACGUCAUCACUUAAUUUAUGUCUUCUCCAUAGAGAUUAGUCCCCACUGAUAGCAAACUUUUCAAAGAGAGACUUAAUUUACCUUUUGGACGUUUGGGGAUAUCUUUACGCAGUAUUUACUCUCUAGUUUGUGUUGCCAGGCAUUUAAGCGAUGUCUUCAUACUCCUGCAUAGACUGGUACUAAGACUGCUUAUCAAAUCUUUGUGUAGGCUUCCUAAUGGACUAAGGGCACCAAAUAUGCUUUUAGAGUAUAAAAGAACUCCAGACUGUUGUUUUCUGAUUAGUUCAGCUCUACUUACUUUCAAGUGUUGCACAUAUUGAUGAAGACUAAUAAAUCAGCUUCAACUUCAGUAGUAGUAUUUUAAAAAUAUUUUGACUUUGCUUUUAAUUUCUACAUUUAUGUAACUUACUCUUAAAUGUAUAAUUUUUAGCUUAUUGGUUUGGUGUUUUUAUAUUUACUUCUCAUGCUGUUUAGAUCCGUAUGUUGUUUGUUAUUAAAUGCCAAAUGCUAAAUUCAGUUAGUGCUGUCAGUUUUUAUGGCAUGUCUGUAUUUUAAUAUAUGCUCAUGAAUGGUGUCUUGUUUAGUUUUAAUCUUGUAGAUUCUCAUUUUGAUAGUCUCCAGAGUUUGAAUCUGAAGGCUACUGCUUGUUUAUGGGAGAUGUUUUUACCUUCUGUACAAAGACAACAAUACAAAUAAUAAAAAACACUUAAUUUUAGGAGUUAGGAGAAGAUUAUGUUCCUGACCUGUGGAAUGUCUGGGAAAGGAGAAUCUUACUGCUAUCUGCAUAGUAUCAAACUGCAGAGCAGCUCUCACUGCAUAGUGCAUUAUUUUGUUUGACAUAACAUCCUGUGACUUCAGAAAUGCCUCACUGUUUUACUUUGCUUAAGGUUCUUGAGUGCUCUGCUGGAGGUUGGUCAUGUGAUGCUUUUUUUUUUUCUCACUAACGAGUUUAGAGAUGCUCUUUGUCUUCUACAACAUCUACAGUUCAGGCUAUUAUGAAAGCUUUAGAUUAUUGCAUACACAGAUUGAAACAGGAUUACCUCUUUUGAGCUAGACGGCUAAUAGCCAAAACUUAAUGUGGCUUGAUGGCUAUUGAUAGGUUUUUUUUUGUAUUUGUAAGUAAUUUCUUGGACAAGUAAGACUGUAGGCAAUCUGCUUGUGUUCUUGAACUAAGAAAAAUAUUUCUGUGUAAAGAUAAGGGCAUCUUGUUGAUAGUUAGACUUGACUUGGAAGGCUAUUUAUGCACAGGACUUAGUAAAAGAAGAUCAGAAUAACAUAUUUGUAUAGCAGUGAUAUUACUUAACAGCAGUUCUUGGUGGUGAAUGAACUUCCUCUAAUCCUUUGAAAAUGCUGCUUAUGUACCUUGUGUUUGUGGUAAGUUCUGAGCUUUGUACUGAUCUAACUAGAUAAAGUCAAGUAGUCUCUCA
Messenger RNA from Coturnix japonica (Japanese quail), 4161 nucleotides. It is a transcript of the gene HAUS3, whose product is annotated as HAUS augmin like complex subunit 3. Gene Ontology annotation, cellular component: microtubule organizing center; mitotic spindle; HAUS complex. The record is from RefSeq and is a predicted model, not a curated record. Gene Ontology annotation, biological process: spindle assembly; microtubule organizing center organization. Lineage: Eukaryota; Metazoa; Chordata; Aves; Galliformes; Phasianidae.